ACAGAAAACACGUGGUUAGAUGACUGUACUGACUGCAGUUGUGAUCACGUGACUAGUCAUCAGUAUUAUCACAUGACUUGUUCGUGUAAACAUGGCGUCCAAGCUCUGCAAGAUGUCUGUUUACGGAGGGUUUGCAGCCGUUUUUAAGGUUUUAGUAGUUUUAGGAAUUUUGUACAUUAAGUGUGAGUUUGCCGGAGCUGAAAUACGAUCAGCUGUGAUUGAUAAACAAAGCGGGCAGUUGUCUGUCUUAGAGGAAUACCGAGAAGAUUUUGUAGCUUGGGCGAAUUUCACUGAUGACAUUAAAACAUCGGGCUGGUCUUUCUUGGAGAUCACUACCAGCAGUCAGUACAAUGACAGCAUCCAGGCUUAUGCUGCCGGUGUAGUGGAGGCUGCAGUCACAUCCCAGCUCAUCUAUAAGCACUGGAUGAACACUCUGAUUGGUUACUGUGGACCCUUUACGAGUGACACUGGUUACUGUAAACGCCUCCAGGCUUUCAUCACAACCAAUCUGCAGUGGGUUCAAGAGCAAAUCAAGGAGCAGCCAAGUUCACCCUACUGGUACCAGGUGCAACUGGCGCUGCUGCAGCUGAAGGGUCUGGAGGACAGCUACAACGAUGCGCUGUCAUUUCCAACAGGGCCGUUCUCCCUCAACCCAUUUGGCUUCCUACUCUUCCAGCUGGGCGGGGAUCUGGAGGACUUGGAAUCGGCUCUGAACAAGUCUAGCCAAACUCGACCCCUUGGGUCCGGCUCUUGCUCUGCUCUCAUUAAGCUGCUGCCAAACAAUAAGGAACUGCUGGUAUCACAUGACACCUGGAACAACUACCAGUCCAUGCUGCGCAUCAUGAAGAAAUACAUCUUUGCCUUCAAAGUUUCUCCUUUAGACAAUCUUCUUCUUCCUGGAGGAACUCAGGCAUUCUCAUCUUACCCUGGAUCCAUCUUCUCUGGAGAUGACUUUUAUAUCCUGAGCAGUGGCUUGGUUACCCUGGAAACCACCAUUGGCAACAGCAACCCUGAUCUGUGGCAGUUUGUUCAGCCCUCGGGACAGGUCAUGGAGUGGCUGAGGAACAUCGUGGCAAAUCGACUGGCUACUACGGGCAAGCAGUGGGCAGAGAUAUUCAGAAAGUACAACAGCGGAACGUACAACAACCAGUGGAUGAUUGUGGACUAUAACCACUUCACUCCAGGGAAGACUGACAUUAAUGAGGGUCUCUUUGUCGUGCUGGAGCAGAUUCCGGGAAUAGUUGUUUACAGUGAUAAAACUCAGGAACUGCUGAAGAAAGGGUACUGGGCAAGUUACAACAUACCAUACUAUGAGGAAAUAUUCAACGCCAGUGGCUGCAAUAAGCUGGUGGAGGAGUAUGGCCCGUGGUUCUCUCUGGACCAGAGUCCUCGGGCUCAGAUAUUCAGGAGAGACCAGACAUCUGUCACAGAUGUGGCUUCAAUGGUGCGCCUCAUGAGAUAUAAUAACUUCAAGGAAGACCCAUUGUCACGGUGCGAAGGCUGUGAUCCACCUGCGAAUGGAGAGAAUGCUAUCUCGGCCCGCUCGGACUUGAACCCAGCUAAUGGCACAUACCCAUUUGGUGCCUUAAGACAGAGAUCACAUGGAGGAACCGACAUGAAGAUGACCUCCUACGAGAUGUUCCGUCAGUACGGUAUGGUGGCAGUGAGCGGGCCAACAUGGGACCAGGUGCCACCCUUCCAGUGGAGCACUUCCCCUUACAAAGACCUGAUUCACAUGGGUCAUCCUGAUACUUGGGCAUUCAAGCCUAUAAAAGUCACCUGGACUCCUUAAUUGCUAUCAUGCUGUAAAUGUAAAUACUGCCAGCUGCUGUUGGAAGAUUUAACAAAGGGAAAUGGUACUAUAAAUCAGUGUGGCAUGACAAUUAAGAACACAAAUGUGAUGUUAUUGAUUCUCAGAAGACAAGCGAUGAUAUUCUGGCAGUAUUACAGUAUUGCACUAUUUGCUUGCUAAAAGCACAGAAGAUUAAAGCGAGCUUUGAAUGUAAGGCAAUAUUACCAAGAACAACUUAACAACCUUCCUGUUGUAAAAUGAGAGUUUCUAUGUCAGAUUUAUAUCUGAUGUUCUUUUGUUUUUAAGAUUUUAAUUUCUUAUUUUAAUUAUUAAAAUGUAAAUUCCA
Thunnus maccoyii (southern bluefin tuna) is the source of this 2138-nucleotide messenger RNA. It is a transcript of the gene plbd2, whose product is annotated as phospholipase B domain containing 2. Gene Ontology annotation, cellular component: extracellular region. Bases 92 to 1792 code for a protein of 566 amino acids. Gene Ontology annotation, molecular function: glycerophospholipase activity. The record is from RefSeq and is a predicted model, not a curated record. NCBI's taxonomy places the organism in Eukaryota, Metazoa, Chordata, Actinopteri, Scombriformes, Scombridae. The transcript is spliced from 12 exons. Gene Ontology annotation, biological process: phospholipid catabolic process.